This is a messenger RNA of Cicer arietinum (chickpea), 2334 nucleotides long. RefSeq names its product probable galacturonosyltransferase 9. The record is from RefSeq and is a predicted model, not a curated record. Gene Ontology annotation, molecular function: polygalacturonate 4-alpha-galacturonosyltransferase activity. Lineage: Eukaryota; Viridiplantae; Streptophyta; Magnoliopsida; Fabales; Fabaceae.
UGAAAUGGAGCCCAUAAUUCAUUAAGUAGCCCACCUUCAAUUAAUUCAUCACACACUAAAUCAACACAACUUCAUUCAUUCAUUCACAUUGCAUUCAAUUCAAUUCCACACUCUCUUAUCUGAAUUUUCUGAAUCAUCUAUUCUGUUCUUACUGUCAACUUCACUUUCCAAUUUUCAUUUUUAUUAUUAUUAUUAUUAUUAUUAUUAUUUCAACAAACAACAAAACACUGAAAGAAGAAAAAAGCACUUUUUUUAAAACAGAUUUUUCAUUCUUGGAUCUGACACUGCUUAUUGAGUUUAAGAUCCAAUGGCGGUUUCUUCUAGAGGAAGCAGAGGUGGAUCUACCCUCCGUGGCUUCUUCUCUUACCGGAUCUUCAUCUCUGCUAUGUUCUCUCUUCUUUUCAUUGCCACUCUUUCAGUUCUCUUCACCACAAAUCCAUCCACAGAAAACGAUAUCUCUGAUCUUCCUACUACUGGUAAUGCUUAUGUUCAGAGAACAUUUUUAGCAUUGAAAUCUGAUCCACUUAGGACAAGAGUGGAUUUGAUACAUCAACAAGCUAAAGAUCAUAUAUCAUUAGUGAAUGCAUAUGCUGCUUAUGCUAGGAAGCUUAAGCUUGAUAUUUCUAGGCAAUUGAAGAUGUUUGAUGAAUUGGCUGGUAAUUUUUCGGAUAUUGCUUUGAAGCCGACGUACCGAGCGUCGUUGUUUGAGUCGGAUGGUCUGCUUGAUGAGGAUGUGUUGAGGCAGUUUGAGAAGGAGGUUAAGGAUAGAGUGAAGAUUGCGAGGAUGAUGAUUGUUGAGGCGAAAGAGAAUUAUGAUACUCAGUUAAAGAUUCAGAAGUUGAAGGAUACUAUAUUUGCUGUUAAUGAGUCACUUGCUAAGGCAAAGAAGAAUGGGGCGUUGGCGAGCUUGAUUUCUGCGAAAUCGGUUCCCAAGAGUUUGCAUUGUUUGGCUAUGAGGUUGAUGGGUGAGAAGAUUUCGAAUCCGGAGAAAUAUAGGGAUGAAAAUCCUAGGCCGGAGUUUGAAGAUCCGAGUUUGUAUCAUUAUGCGAUAUUCUCAGACAACGUGAUAGCUGUUUCGGUGGUGGUGAGAUCUGUGGUGAAGAAUGCAGCAGAGCCAUGGAAACAUGUUUUUCAUGUAGUUACGAACAGGAUGAAUGUUGCUGCAAUGAAAGUAUGGUUUAAAAUGAGGCCAGUUGAAGGGGGUGCGUUUUUAGAGAUAAAGUCGGUAGAAGAAUUUGCAUUCUUAAAUUCAUCGUAUGUACCGGUUUUGAGGCAAGUUGAGUCGGCAAAAAUGCAGCAGCAUUACAUUGAGAAUCAAGCCGAGAAGACCCCAAACGAUGCACAGGACUUGAAACUUAGAAAUGCUAAGUACCUGUCCAUGUUGGAUUACCUUCAGUUUUAUUUGCCGGAGAUGUACCCUAAAUUGCGUAAUAUCUUACUUUUAGACGACGAUGUUGUGGUGCAAAAAGACUUGACGGGUUUGUGGAAGAUUGAUUUGGAUGAUAAGGUGAAUGGCGCUGUUGAGAUCUGUUUUGGUUCUUUCCACCGAUAUUCUCAAUACUUGAAUUUCUCUCAUCCUUUAAUCAAGGAGAGCUUCAAUCCAAAAGCAUGUUCUUGGACUUAUGGUAUGAAUAUAUUUGAUCUUGAUGCUUGGAGGCGUCAAAAAUGCACAGAACGUUAUCAUUACUGGCAGAACAAGAACGAAGACCAGACUUUAUGGAAAUCGGGGACGCUUGCACCUGGUUUGAUUACCUUUUACUCUACAACAAAGUCACUGGACAAAUCAUGGCAUGUUCUUGGGUUAGGAUACAAUCCAAGUAUUAGCAUGGAUGAGAUCAACAAUGCUGCAGUCAUUCAUUACAACGGAAACAUGAAACCUUGGCUUGAUAUUGCUUUGAAUCAAUACAAAAAUCUGUGGACCAAAUAUGUUGACAGUGACAUGGAGUUUGUUCAGAUGUGUAAUUUUGGCUUAUAGUUGAGAGAUUAACACAAUCUAUAUUAUAGUCAUAAUUGUGAGACAAAGUGUCCACUUGUGGCUACCAUAUUCUUACAGUAUUGAGAGAAUCUCAUGUUUAAAUCUUGCUUGUCGCACAGGAAAGUACUGCAUUGUUAUCAAGUAUGGUCUAUGCUGGGAAUGCUGCAUUGUUGAUAAUUUUCAGAUGUUAGGCAAUAAUUUUUAUGAGCUGAAUUUGGAAAUGUACACGAAAUAGCUUUUGUUUAUUUUUUUCUUUCUUAUUCUAUAGUUUGAAGCAUAUUUAUCAUUUAUUCAUUUGCUAAUGUUAUUGUCAUGACUUUAAUUAAUGAAUAAUGAGAAGGUAUUACUGUUUAUUUAUA